AUGGGCGGUGGAGCAGGCGCUGGGGCGAAGAAGGACGAGGAGGACGUGGACCCGAAGUUGCUGGAGGAUAUCCCCGCGUGGCUCCGGAGCCUGAGGCUGCACAAGUACACGCCCAACUUUGAGGGGAUGAAGUGGCGGGACAUGGUCGUGAUGGACGAGGCGGCGCUCGAGGCGAACGGCGUCGCGGCGCUCGGGGCGAGGAGGAAGAUGCUGAAGACGUUCGAGAUUGUGAGGAAGAAGAUGGGGAUCGAGGAACCGGCGGGGUCGGCGUAG
Messenger RNA from Punctularia strigosozonata HHB-11173 SS5, 273 nucleotides. RefSeq lists its product as uncharacterized. The coding region runs from base 1 to 273 and encodes 90 amino acids. The record is from RefSeq and is a predicted model, not a curated record. NCBI's taxonomy places the organism in Eukaryota, Fungi, Basidiomycota, Agaricomycetes, Corticiales, Punctulariaceae. The transcript has a single exon. Gene Ontology annotation, biological process: nuclear-transcribed mRNA poly(A) tail shortening. Gene Ontology annotation, molecular function: protein binding; mRNA binding; translation repressor activity. Gene Ontology annotation, cellular component: P-body.